Messenger RNA from Aplosporella prunicola CBS 121167, 537 nucleotides. RefSeq lists its product as uncharacterized. Gene Ontology annotation, cellular component: membrane. Bases 1 to 537 code for a protein of 178 amino acids. NCBI's taxonomy places the organism in Eukaryota, Fungi, Ascomycota, Dothideomycetes, Botryosphaeriales, Aplosporellaceae. Gene Ontology annotation, biological process: copper ion transmembrane transport. Gene Ontology annotation, molecular function: copper ion transmembrane transporter activity. The transcript has 4 exons. The record is from RefSeq and is a predicted model, not a curated record.
AUGGAUCACUCGCACAUGGACCACGGCCACAUGGGCCACGGCGACAUGGACAUGGGCGGCGGCGCCCACAAGUGUAACAUGAACAUGCUCUUCACCUGGGACACGACAGACCUAUGCAUUGUCUUCCGCCAAUGGCACAUCGGCAGCGCCUUUGGCCUGGUCGUCUCGCUGCUGGCCGUCGCCGCCCUCGCUGCCGGCUACGAGCUGGUGCGCGAGCUGACGCGCCGCUACGAGGCCUCUGUCGCCGCGCAGCAGUCGGCCAAAACGGCCGGCUCGCCCGGCAUCCCCAGCUCCGAUGAGCACGAAUCGAGCUCAUUGCUAUCAUCAGGGAGGGGGAACUGGACGGCCCGCGACGAGAAGAGAGCCAAGACGGUCAAGGCCGCACUGUAUGCCGUCCAAGUCUUCUACUCGUUCUUUAUCAUGCUGCUUUUCAUGACAUACAACGGCUGGGUCAUGCUGGCUGUUGCCGUUGGUGCGUUCUUUGGCUAUCUGUUGUUUGGUGGCUCUUCUGCCACGAAGACUGUUGCUUGUCACUAG